AUUCAUAGGUGGGGGGAGCGUGACGUCAUCGCGUACAGCGGGACGUCUUGGAGAAGAUAAACAAAAAGGAAGGAAGCCUUCGGACACACAAUCGCGGCAAAAUCGGUUCAAAAUUCGAGGUCUCGAGCCGCAGUUAGCAGCUUGAUGUUCCCUUUAACCGCGUAGGUCGCUCCCCGCCGGCGCUCACGAUCAUGGACGACGCGAUAAUAUUCCGAAUGAGCGCGUUCUCCGAGCAGGGAGGGAGGAAAUACAUGGAGGAUGUUGUCGAGAUAAAAAUCGAGUACGAGCCGACGGCGGCGCCAGCGGAGGAUCAUCCAAAGUCGCAGCGGCAGCCUGAUGGAGGACAGCUGGGGGGAGCGGAGGGCGAAGCCGCCGGACACACCGACACCGAGGCGCGGGAUGAACGUGACGUCGCCGCCGAAUCUGGUCCCGCUUCUGCGAUGUGGGUGGAGAGUUUAUCCAACGAGGAGAGCGGCGAUAACAACAGCGGCGGCGGUAAGGCACCGGAACCGGCCGGGAAAGACGCAGAGCGCGUCGUGGACACGCGCAGGUCCGUGGCGUUCUUCGCCGUGUUCGACGGUCACGGGGGCCGGGAAGCCGCACACUUCGCCCGGGACAAUCUGUGGGAGCUGCUGAAGAGGCAGCGCGGCUUCUGGUCGAAGGAUCACAGCGAGGUGUGCGCCGCUCUCCGCAAAGGCUUCAUCGCAUGUCACCACGCCAUGUGGAAGGAGCUGCCGGAGUGGCCGAAGACCAUCACUGGUCUGCCCAGUACAUCGGGCACCACAGCCAGCGUGAUCGUGAUCCGCGGGGUUCACAUGUACGUUGCUCAUGUCGGGGACUCAGCGGUAGUGGUUGGAGUGAAAGAGAACGAGUCUGAUAUCACGCUCCAGGCACUUGAAGUAACACAAGACCACAAACCCGAACUCCCGAAAGAAAAAGAGAGGAUUGAACGACUGGGUGGCAGUGUAAUGAAGAAAUCUGGGGUGAACCGUGUCGUGUGGAAGAGGCCUAGACUGACCCAUAAUGGCCCUGUGAGGAGGAGCACAGUCAUCGACCAGAUCCCCUUCCUGGCUGUGGCCCGAUCCCUUGGUGAUCUCUGGAGCUAUGAUUUCUACAGCGGGGAGUUUGUGGUGUCGCCAGAGCCUGAUACCACUGUAAUGACCCUUGACCCCAAGCUGCAUCGCUACAUCAUCCUUGGCAGUGAUGGGCUAUGGAAUAUGAUGCCACCCAAGAAUGCUGUUAAUAUGUGUUAUAGUCAUGACAAAAUGGUGGGGCCAAAGGGAAUGUCUUGUGCCCGCCGGCUUGGAUGCACAGCGCUACUGUUCUGGAAAGAACGCAUGCUCCGUGCAGACAACACAACAGUUAUUGUCCUGGCCCUGCAGGAGCAUGGUGGACCUCCUAUCCCUAUGCAUCGAGAUGAGAUCGUUGUUGACAUGGCCACUGGAAUGGACCAUGUUCCAUACCCGGGUACUCCUUAUAACACAUGCGAGGUCCCACAGUUAAAAUAUGAUGGUUCACAGACACCGAUGGUCACACAGUUUCCGUCCGAGGACCACUCGUUCACCAAAUCACUCUUUUGUUUUCGGGGCCAACAGGCGGAGCAUGAGGAUGGCAUGUUUUAUGAAGAAGAUGAGAUAUAUGGAGAAGAACAUGAGGAUUGGACAUGCCUGGAGUGGUAGUGAGAGUGAAGCAGGGAACACUUCCUCCCGUUUCAGAGCGAGUUGCACAGCUCUGGAGCAGGCGUUAGGGCUGUAUGAAGCAGCCUUCUGUGCCACCGCGCAGCUCUUACCUGACGUUGACUCUAUUGGGGCCACACUGCCCUCGUCGCACGGCUCAGAGGAAGUUUACGAAAAGCAAGACUCGAUUACCCAAGUGGACUGUGGCGCAUCUGCUCCGCCAUUGAAAAGGUCUCGCCGUUCACUGCACACACACCCGGAACUCGCCCGGUCGCCCGACAAACCUUUGCCCCAGAAGACACCUUGUAGCAAAGCACCAAGUGAACAAUCCCGUGAAACACACGCUCAGAAAGGGGAAAGAAGCUCCUCGGAGGAACUGGCUCUCCUGUCACAGCACCACAACGCUGCCUUGUGUGUGUGCUGAAUCUUGUCUUGUUUCCCCCCCCCCCCCCCCCUAGACUAGAAAGAUAAUCGGCAUCAUGUCAACUUUGCUUACGUACCAGUUGUGCUGCAGGCCUGUUCCUAGAUGUAUACUUUUUUACAGUCUUUUGUUUUUUUUGUAAAUAUUUGAGAAAUUUGAGAUUGUAAAUGUGUUGAUGUUAUUCCUCCUUCCCUCUUCUUCCAGCCCCCCUCUUGAAAUUUUAGUGUUCAGGACUUUAAGAAUUGAAAUUUUGGAUUUGUUCAAUUGACACAAUCUAUUUUCAUACUUAUAAGUAUGUACAGUAUAUCCAGAAUAUGUAUUUUGAAAAAGAUGGGUCACUACAAUCUGACGUAACAUCAAUUGAUCCACCUGAAUUGUGACGCAUGCGUUCUUCCAGUCAACAUUUGUAUCAUUAUUACUAAUUAAGCGUUUUACAUUGUUUUGACUCGUUGGCUGCUGUAACAUGUCACUCUUUAUAGGGUUAAUACCUCAGACCAGUGGUUUCUUGGAACUUGCCUGCUUCUAUUGUUGAUGCUUAGUUUUCGUCUCCCCUUGUUCCAUAGGUUAAAAUGUAGGGUGCAAAGUAAAGGAACAGAAUUGACAAAAAUGGUCCGGGGAAAUUAUGCGGGUAUUGAUUUUAUUGAUUUUUUAAAAAACAUUUUUCUUUUCUUUUCUUUAUUAGUGGCUGAUUAUGCACUGUCACGAUCUUACCUGUUACUCGGCUAUUGGUGAAUUGUAUGCAUAGUGUGUGAGGAAACGUUAAAGUGUCAGUUCACUUAAAAACAGGAAAAAACAAUAUACAUCACAUCUCAAUUCAAGAGCUGCAUCCUUCCGAGGAUGUGGCUCAUGAAGGAAGCAGUCUUCGGGGGGCUGGGCCAGCUCGUCCCAUCCUUAUUGCUGUUGCCUAGCAACAGAGCUGAAGUUUGACACACAGAAAGUUUUAAUGCACCUGUGAUGCAACCCAUCAAAUGCAGCCCCUGAAUUGAAACACAGCUAUCCUCUCACUUACCAGAGUGGCAUCCGACCACGUGUAGAUGUGUGUGAUUUGAGUGAACUGACCCUGAAAACUUUGUUCUGUCAUUUCUUGGCUGGAUAGUCAUAUUGGUCCAUUCCAAGCACAUCCUCCAUUUAUCAUCCUCAUUGGGCCCGUGUAGAAGUACAUUUGUUUUAAAAAGGCAGAAAUAUUUGCUGUAUUGGUCUCGGUAAAAUCCAGUAUUAAUAUAUUACCUGUACCAAAGUGGAAGGUGACUGAUGUUAUUUGUAAGGUUCAUUUUAGGCAAUUUAAAAAUGUCUUCCACUUUGUUCUCAUAUGGUUUGCAUCUCUAACUAGUGUUUUGGUACAUUUAAUACAAUAAGUGCCCGAUUCGUGUUUUAAAGUAAAUUACAAAAUGGUCAAAGGUCUUACAUGUGUUCAUAUGGCAGCUCAACUACUCGUUAGCUGAUGUGUUUGCCUUAUUUUUAAAAAGAAGUUUCAUUGUUGCCUUAGCACAAAUUAGUCAGAGGUGCUUUCACAUGAAUUUUACAACCCCCCCCUCCCCCCACAAACAGGUGCAAAUCUCUCGGAUAUGUCGAUGUACUUGGGGCCUUGACCGUCAUCUCUUCACCACCGUCAUCUUUACCAUUCCUACUGCAGCAUACUGAACCCGUUCCACAAGGUUAAUGUUUUCCAGUUGUACUACAGAGCAGUUUGUCAAUGUUUGUACAGUGAGUCCAUAUGCAAUAGAAGUCUGUACAGUACACUAUUAUGCAAAGUGAUUGGUCGUGAGGAGUCUGGCAUGCUCAGAUCUGCUCUGUAUAUUGUGAAAGUGUCCGGAGGUGAUGGAUGUUCAUGAGCAUGUGGUGUGUUUUGACAGUUACAAUACUUGGGUCUGGCUUCAUUUCCACUGGAGCUAGUUGUCAGGUCGAAUAUAUAUAUAUAUAUAUAUAUAUAUAAUACAUACUGUACUUUACAUGCUUUGACCAGAUAUACAGUUUCUGUGUUGUAAUAAAGUUCUCAUUUUCCAAUUG
This is a messenger RNA of Paralichthys olivaceus (Japanese flounder), 4104 nucleotides long. Its product is annotated as protein phosphatase 1D. The record is from RefSeq and is a predicted model, not a curated record. NCBI's taxonomy places the organism in Eukaryota, Metazoa, Chordata, Actinopteri, Pleuronectiformes, Paralichthyidae. Gene Ontology annotation, molecular function: cation binding; protein serine/threonine phosphatase activity; mitogen-activated protein kinase binding. Gene Ontology annotation, biological process: peptidyl-threonine dephosphorylation; negative regulation of gene expression, epigenetic.